Morone saxatilis (striped sea-bass) is the source of this 794-nucleotide messenger RNA. RefSeq names its product helix-loop-helix protein 2-like. The record is from RefSeq and is a predicted model, not a curated record. Lineage: Eukaryota; Metazoa; Chordata; Actinopteri; Moronidae. Gene Ontology annotation, molecular function: RNA polymerase II cis-regulatory region sequence-specific DNA binding; DNA-binding transcription factor activity, RNA polymerase II-specific; protein dimerization activity. The transcript has a single exon. The coding region runs from base 1 to 378 and encodes 125 amino acids. Gene Ontology annotation, biological process: regulation of transcription by RNA polymerase II.
AUGAUGCUCAGUCCCGACCAGCCAGAGUCCGAUCCGCCCUGGGGACAAACGGACCCGGACACCCUGCUGGACACUUUCAACGCGGGUGCACGCGGGUCCGUGCCGGCCGAACCCGCGGGUGGAGAGGGCAAGGCGCGCUCUGUGCACGUGCCCGCUCUCAGCAGGGAGGAGAAGAGGCGGAGGAGGCGCGCGACCGCUAAAUAUCGAUCCGCGCACGCCACCAGGGAGCGGGUCCGCGUGGUGGCCUUCAACGUGGCUUUUGCGGAGCUGAGAAAACUGCUCCCGACGCUCCCACCGGACAAGAAGUUGUCCAAGAUUGAGAUCCUGCGACUCGCCAUUUGUUACAUCUCCUACCUCAACCACGUGCUGGAUGUGUGAGGUGCGAGGGGCAGCAGGAGGAAGGACUGAGGAUGAGGAGGACUGUCUGUAACCAGCCACGACUGCUGAAAUGAUUUCUGGAAGCAGCGACAGAGGAUGCUGACAGGACUGGAGGAAUAUAUGGGGUUAUAACGGAGUGGCCCUGUACACAGACACACUGCUGUGCAUCCCAGCAUUAAUGGGAAUAUCACGUUGCUUUGUCAUCAUAGGGAACUGUUCAGUAUUCUUACUGUCAUCACAAAGGAUGGGAAUGAAUGGGGAAAGCUGCUGUAUGUGUAGGCAAACUACUCAAACUUUGCAAUGCCCGACCUAAAAUUUGCUGCCUAUAUCUGUUGUGAAUUUGUUUCCCGUUUGCACCAUUUUGUUUAAAUUACACAAAAAAUAGCCUACUGGACUUUUGUGUGCUUUUAUGUGGC